GGAAGCGGGAGAGCGGCCGGGAGCGCGGGGAAGGCGGGGGCGGCGGGGGAAGCGGACAGCGGUGGGCGCACGGCGGAGCGCAGCGCUCGCAGCCCCGACGGCGGAGGCGGCGGAGCCCCGAGGGCGCCGGGACCGGCCUCGCUCCGCACACCCCAGGGAUGGGGCAGGCUGAGGAAGAUGGGGACGACCCCCUUCUCCCUCCCCCUUCCUCCAGGGCUGCUAGGAGCGCAGCAACUCACAAAAGCCUUCCUUUUAAUCCGCGCGUUGGAAGGCGGGGGGGUCCUCCUGUCUCCUCCUUCCUUCCUCCUCCUCCCUCAGCUGUCCCCUCCCCUCCUCUUCCUCUCGCCCUUCCUCUCUCCCUCUCUUUUUAAGCGGGCCCCCUCCGCGCUGAUUGGGCGCCCGGCCGCGCUGUGACCGCCCUGCCGCUAUGUCAGCCUGCCCGCCGCAGCCCCGCGCCUUUGAACUGCCCCGCACCGCCCCGCGUCCCCACCGCCGGCCCGGUGCUGCGCCCGGCGGCUCCCCGCCCGCCUAGUGCCCGCCGGGCCCCGCGGGCCUCCGCUCCGCGCCGCGCCGCUCCGCUCCGCGCCCCGCCCCGGCACGGCUCCCGCCGGGGACGGCCUUGGCGGAGGACCUGUGAUGAUCAGCUGAGCCCGCUCCUGCCGCUCCUCCGGCUCCUCCGGCCUUCUCCCGUCGUUCUUCCUCCUCCUCGUCCUCGUCGUGCCGCCGCCGUCCGGCGCCCCGAGCCCCGCGCCGCGCCCCGCAGAGCCGCCCGCCCGCCCGCCCGCCCGGCCGCAGCAUGUCCAAGCCCAGCGACCACAUCAAGCGCCCCAUGAACGCCUUCAUGGUGUGGUCCCGCGGCCAACGGCGCAAGAUGGCCCAGGAGAACCCCAAAAUGCACAACUCGGAGAUUAGCAAGCGGCUGGGCGCGGAGUGGAAGUUGCUCUCCGAGGCGGAGAAGCGCCCGUACAUCGACGAGGCCAAGCGACUGCGGGCGCAGCACAUGAAGGAGCAUCCCGACUACAAGUACCGGCCCCGGCGCAAGCCCAAGAACCUGCUGAAAAAGGACAGGUAUGUCUUCCCUUUGCCUUACCUCGGGGAAACAGAUCCCUUAAAGGCCGCCGGGCUUCCCGUGGGGGCCACUGACUCGCUGCUGAGCUCCCCGGAGAAGGCCAGGGCUUUCCUGCCUCCCACCUCAGCACCUUACUCCUUACUUGACCCCAGCCAGUUCAGCUCCAGCGCCAUUCAGAAGAUGACUGAGGUUCCUCACACCUUAGCCACCAGCACCCUGCCCUACGCCUCCACCUUGGGAUACCAGAACGGGGCGUUCGGCAGCUUGAGCUGCCCCAGCCAACACACCCACACUCACCCCUCGCCAACUAACCCGGGCUAUGUCGUGCCGUGUAACUGUACCGCUUGGUCGGCUUCCAGUUUGCAACCUCCAGUUGCCUACAUAUUAUUCCCAGGCAUGACCAAGACUGGGAUAGACCCCUAUUCUUCAGCACACGCGACUGCCAUGUAACACCCACCCAGCCGCAGCCCCACGGGCGUGUGUGCGUGCGUGUGCCCCCCGCCCCGGCCGGCGGCUGGAACUGGGAUUCCUCCGUGUGUGCAUGUACAUAAAACCUGCAGCAGCGAAAGGCCACCCGAACCAGGACUCUGCCGCCCGUCGCCGGGCCGGGACAGACGCGGACGCUGCGUCGGAGAUGCUCUCGACUAAAGCUCGCCACGAGAGCUGGCCCCAGGCUCGGGGGGGAUCUGCAAUUGCGGGGGCAGAUAGGAGCCCGGCGCUUGUAAGAGUUGUAAAUGUGUUUAAAAACAGAAAAGAAAAGCGAACCUUGAACUACCCUUUCGGGACAAAGCGGGGAGAAAAUGAGAAAAAGAAAAAAAAAAAAAGAGAGAGAGAGAGAAGCGGUUUCGAUUUUUAUUUAUUCUCUUAAUGUCUAUGAGUUCUCCAGGGUCUCAUGUCACUUGGACUUGACUUUGGGAAGUCCCGGUCUUACUUUGAUUUUAUUUUUUUUCCUCGUUGUUUUCUUUUUGCACAUUGAAAGACGAGAUCAGCUGUGUUAUAUAUAUAUAAAUAUAUAUAUAUUUUGCCACCACGUACUACUAGGUAAAAUUGCUUUUCAUGUCAGAAAAAAAGGCUCUUCAAAGUUAAAAAAGAAAAAAAAAAAGAAAAAAAAAAAAGACGGGGAGAAACAUUUAUAUUUAAAACAUAUGAUAGUGUUUGCUUAAUUUAAAACAGAUAGUCCUUAAAUUUGUGUGAUCCAGUGAGAUUAGAUCUAAGUUUACUUUAGACAGAGCGUCAGGUAUGAAGUCAGGCAGUAGAAUUGUAAAAAAAAAAUACUACUACUACUACUACUAAUAACGAAAAAUCGAAUAAAAACCGAUGGCAAUUUAAAUAUGUUUUCACAAUGUCUUGGGCAAGAAGAAACAGAAACUAAGAUGUAUCCGGCAGGACUUUACCUCGUUAAACCUUUUCAUUUGUCUAACAAAGACGUUUUGAAUAAAGACAAUCUGUCAUCAAACGAGGCAAGUGCGUGGUGUGAGUGCGGGGACGCAGCCCCGCGUCCCGCACCGGGGCCCUGGCAGCGACCCCCGCCCGCAGCCCCCGGCCCUGCCAGCGCCCUCCCCGCGCCCUGCGGGCCGGGCCGGGCCGGGCCGUGCCGUGCCGGGCUCCGCUCGGAGCCCGUCGGGGAAACGCGGCUGCGGGCGGAGAAAACUUGCGAAAAGACGGGACGGAGCGAAGCCGAGGGGCUGCGGGGGGCUGCUCCCCCCCGUCCCACCGCCCGGCCCGUCGGGGAACCGGCUUUCCCCAAGUUUGCCUCGGCGGCGUUGAAGUUUUAGCGGUGCGAGGAAAUAUUGGGAGCGGGAGCGCCGGCGGUGCUGGAAGGGGGCGGUUUGGAAUCGGCUCCUGUGCGGAUCAAUUAGCGGUGUUCGGGGGGCUCUGCCCUCGGCGCACGGAGGGAGUCGGGGGCAGAGACAAGGGCAAGGAGGAAGAGGCAGAGGAUCCGUCUGGAGGGGCUGAAUAGCCGGAGCGCUGCGUGUUUGGAUGUGCUUUGCUCAUUAAGUGCUCUUUGGAGACCGAUGUUAGAAUUAAACGGCGUAACACAAUUAACAUACAUGGGGCUUGAAUGGGAGGGUAAGCGGGGAAAGAAUAGAUAGAUAAAUAAAUGAGAGAUCAGGCGAAGGUAAACAAAAGGGGAGAGGAGAAAAGGGCUGAAAGGAGAGGUUAGAAUGGCUGCUCCAGCCUUGUUUAGCAUGACAAAACGGCUCUUACAAAUGAGGACAAUUAAAGGAGCUGGCUUGGGGAGGGUCUGGGAGCCGCGGGACGAUCCGCUGGGACACGCGGGGCUGGCUGCGGCCGGCGUGGGGCGGCGCGGCGGCGGCGGGCGCUGAUGUAACCCCAGCUGACAGGCGCUGUCAGCCCGGCUGAUAACACCGAUAGCUCAGUGUCCUCCGACAUCCACCCGCAUUAGGCUGACAAUGGUCGGAGGCAGAGCCGGGCGGGGGGAGCGCCGGCCCCGGCCCGCCCGGGCCACGCCGGUGGUGGGGCAGAGCGGGGGCCCCGCGCCCCAGAGCGGUUGGACUUUGGGGACGCCCCGUACCCCUGAGCCCAGAGACCCUCGGGGCAGCUGCGGGGGAGAAGGGGCUCGGUGGGGGCCGGGGCCGCGGGGAAACAUCGGGCAGGGCGGUGAGAGCGGAGCGACAGGGCUGGAAACUUUGGCGGGGAUCUUUCCUUCCUACUUUCCUUCUCUCUUUCACUCACUUCUUUCCCCUUUCCCUUUUCACUCAUUUCCCCCCUUUCCUUCCUUCCUUCGCGCUUUCCUUUUUACCUUAUUUUCUUAUCUUUAUUUAUUAAUUCGACCUCCUUUUCUCCCUCUCACAUUUUCCCCUUCUCUUUCUCACUCUCUCUUUUCCUUUCCCUCUCUCUUUACUCUCCCUCUCUCCCUGCUCCUCAUUCUCUUUUCCUCGCCGUCCCCCUCCCACCCCGCUCUCCCCUCCGCAGCCUCUGCUCGCCGCGUUUCGUUCCCGUUCCCCGCGCCGUGUUAUCCCUCCAACCCUCCCGCCCCGGCUGCAGGUGUGUAGCUAUUUAACUCGUGGAGAUAAAUAAAUUAAAUAAUGAUCUUGACACUGCAAUGAACCGAUUACUGACUUUGAUGUCAAAGGGAAACCAAAAACAGAAAGAGGGAGAGAGAGAGAGAGGGGUGAAAAAAAGCUAUUCCCUCGAGGGGGAAAUGCAGCUCCUUGUCAAACCUGUUUCCCCACAACUGUCUCCUUCUUUCAAUAAAUUCAUUAAACAAAGGCCGCGGGGUUAUGCGCACCACGCCUUGGGUGCGCGGCCGGGCGCUGUCCCGGGCUGGGCUUCGCGGCGGAGCCUCGCCCGCACCCGCGGAACCUCCCGCAGGCAGCGCGGGGCCGGGCGGGGAGCGGAGCACCGCGGCCUCGGCCCGAGUCACUCCCGCCGCCGGGCCCGCUCCCCCCGCAGCCUCGAUUCCUUCUUUUUCUUUUCUUUUCUUUUCUUUUCUUUUCUUUUCUUUUCUUUUCUUUUCUUUUCUUUUCUUUUCUUUUCUUUUCUUUUCUUUUCUUUUCUUUUCUUUUCUUUUCUUUUCUUUUCUUUUCUUUUCUUUUCUUUUCUUUUCUUUUCUUUUCUUUUCUUUUCUUUUCUUUUCUUUUCUUUUCUUUUCUUCUCUUCUCUUCUCUUCUCUUCUCUUCUCUUCUCUUCUCUUCUCUUCUCUUCUCUUCUCUUCUCUUCUC
This is a messenger RNA of Prinia subflava (tawny-flanked prinia), 4755 nucleotides long. It is a transcript of the gene SOX14, whose product is annotated as SRY-box transcription factor 14. The record is from RefSeq and is a predicted model, not a curated record. The coding region runs from base 797 to 1519 and encodes 240 amino acids. The transcript has a single exon. Gene Ontology annotation, biological process: regulation of DNA-templated transcription; anatomical structure morphogenesis; cell differentiation. NCBI's taxonomy places the organism in Eukaryota, Metazoa, Chordata, Aves, Passeriformes, Cisticolidae. Gene Ontology annotation, molecular function: RNA polymerase II cis-regulatory region sequence-specific DNA binding; DNA-binding transcription factor activity, RNA polymerase II-specific.